Penicillium crustosum is the source of this 1215-nucleotide messenger RNA. RefSeq names its product ankyrin repeat domain-containing protein. Gene Ontology annotation, molecular function: protein binding. The coding region runs from base 1 to 1215 and encodes 404 amino acids. The transcript has 2 exons. NCBI's taxonomy places the organism in Eukaryota, Fungi, Ascomycota, Eurotiomycetes, Eurotiales, Aspergillaceae. The record is from RefSeq and is a predicted model, not a curated record.
AUGGCCGCGUACUUACUUGAAUGUGGGGCCAAUCCCAAUGCUCGCUCUGAUUUUGGCGAUACUGCGCUACAUCUUGGGAUUAGGGGCCGGCUUCUCGGCCGCGAAAAUGACGAUAUAUGGCAGGGUGGUCAGUAUGCCGUUGAGUCAUUGGCUGACUUGAUCGACGAUCAUGAGGGCUCAGAAGCUUCUGAUAUCUAUCGAACCAUCAGCGAUACUAGGGUACUCAUUGUUGAGACACUCCUGGAGAGCAAGUCUAUUAACGUCAACAUGGCUAACAAUCAUGGGGAUUACCCCCAACAUGUGAUCGACUUCCGCCAACCUCAGGCAUUGUCCAUUUUGGAAAAGCUUAUAGAAAAAGGAGCCGAUGCAUCACAACCGAACCACGCUCGUCAGACGUGUCUUCACCUCGCUAGCCAGGCGGGAAACCUAGAAGUAAUUCGCAAGCUCGUGGAAGAAGGUUAUGAUAUCAUGCUAGAGGACUCCAAUGGGCGGAGCCCAUUCAAUUACGCAGUCUCCAGUGGCCAUCUGGAUACCCUAUACUUCAUGUCAAGAGCCUGCGAUAGUGUGCUUUCAGUGACUUGGAAUUCCCUUGACCACUUUGGCAAAAGUCCAUUACAUCAUCAUGUUGCCUCUGAUAUUUGCUCUGUUGAAUUUGUGGAAUUCCUAAUACAGCUUGGUUGCGAUGUCAAUCUGCCUGACAGGGACGGCAAAUCGGCCUUAAGUCUUUAUAUGAGCUCAUUUCACUUAUCAAUCCAAAGUAAGAUAUUUCAUUUUCUUGUCAAGAAUGGGGCUGAUCCGCUCUGGAUCAAUGAACAAGGACAAACACUGGCACAUCUCACCAUGCAUUAUCAGGGAGAAAAGACCGAUGUCCUUAGCUAUCUGUUUGAUGUGGGUGUGGAUCCAGCGACCAGAGAUAUUGAUGGGAAAACAUUGAUGCAUCACGGAGCGAUUCAUGGUAUUUUUACCGAAAAUCUGGUGGACUUUCUUGCUCGCGAAGGUGUCUUGGACGUUUGUGCGACGACCACAGACUUGGUCGGCAAGACUCCGCUCGAUUAUGCGGAAGAACUAGCGCAUCGAAAUUUAACAAGAGAGGUGUAUGAUGAUGAUGAUGAUGAUGAAGGAUGGGAGGACUUGUAUCGUAAUGAAAGAUGGGGAGAGUCGUUGAAAAAUCUGAAUGCAGCACUUGUAUCACGUCCUGGAGAAGCUUCGAGGUGA